AUGGCGGUCACGCCCUUUUGCUGGACUGGUGAAUUCGUCAUCAAAAAACCAUGGGCUGAUGUUAUGCGGGCAGCCCAACUGAAGUAUCCAAACCCAUUUAAUCCGAACGUUUUGACCAUCGAUGUUAUUUCACGAAACAUUGAUAGGGAAACUGGCGUUCUUCGCACUACCAAGUUGAUUAACUCAUCUUGGCCUAUGUUUUCAAGUGUGGGCGACCUUCGGGCUGUUGAGCGUACAGAGGUUGAUCCUCGGAGGCAAUACAUGCUUUUGGAAUCCAACAAUGUUGACAUGAGAGGUGUUCUCAAAGCCAAUGAAAGACUAGAGUAUGAAGUACAUCCUGGUAAUCCUGAAUGGACGCUCGUUCGUCACAAAAUCUCCGUGGACGCCUUCCGCUUCAUCGCUUAUGCUGCACUCUCCGCCAGCGAAAAGACUGCUCGUUCGGGUCGGGAAGCCUUGAAAUGGGUUAUCGAGAACCGAAUUGAUCACUUCAUGGUGCGUGCUCCUUCAAAAACCGACGUGUCGGCUCCCUCUUCGUACCUCACUCCGGUAUCCAGUUUUUUUUCACACGGGGCGACAUCGUCGCUCUCCCUGUGGAGUCGCUUGCGCUCUCUUACUGUCCCCUCUCAACAGUCCAUGAUGGGUCCUGGUAACACCAACCAGUCGUCGUCCACGUCGCUGCCCCCACGGCUCCUGCGGACCUGCUCCACGAGCAGUUUACCUGUUUCGCUGGACCGCGUAGUCACUUCUUUUGACUCUUUUCAUCCCAUUGAGGCGCUGGGCGAUAUUAGGAAUAGAGUGGCUACCGAUGUAACAGCGUUGCGAGAGCAACUACGCAGACGAUCCCAGCGUGUCAUUGAACGUUUUUCCAAGGUGGAUGAGUACGUGCUCAUCAUGUGA
This is a messenger RNA of Echinococcus granulosus, 897 nucleotides long. RefSeq lists its product as hypothetical. Gene Ontology annotation, cellular component: mitochondrial intermembrane space. The coding region runs from base 1 to 897 and encodes 298 amino acids. The record is from RefSeq and is a predicted model, not a curated record. Gene Ontology annotation, biological process: phospholipid transport. Lineage: Eukaryota; Metazoa; Platyhelminthes; Cestoda; Cyclophyllidea; Taeniidae. Gene Ontology annotation, molecular function: phosphatidic acid transfer activity. The transcript is spliced from 4 exons.